This is a messenger RNA of Pangasianodon hypophthalmus (striped catfish), 5575 nucleotides long. RefSeq names its product signal-induced proliferation-associated 1-like protein 2. Lineage: Eukaryota; Metazoa; Chordata; Actinopteri; Siluriformes; Pangasiidae. Gene Ontology annotation, molecular function: protein binding; GTPase activator activity. Gene Ontology annotation, cellular component: cytoplasm; plasma membrane; Golgi apparatus. The record is from RefSeq and is a predicted model, not a curated record. Bases 1352 to 5104 code for a protein of 1250 amino acids. The transcript has 17 exons. Gene Ontology annotation, biological process: epithelial cell morphogenesis; establishment of epithelial cell polarity; activation of GTPase activity.
GUCUCUUUUGAAGUUAAUAAGACAAAAAAAUUCAGCUUGUUAUGUUACCCCUGAAACUACUCUGUCCUGAAGACUUUCUCAUGUCGGAAAACUUAAAGGAACAGCUUUACGUCUGACAGUUACAAAGUGCUGACACUGGAAACUCCUUCCAAAAAUGCUAAACAAACAUCUCACAAAAAACGUCACCAUAUCAACAAAUAAACACACACCUGUUUAUGUAAAGCAGCCGCCAAACAAGUCAAUGUGUACGUUGAUUAUAAUUGCUGUAGAAACUAUAAUGUAUUAGAAUGAGCACAUUAAUAUAAUCCAGUGAUUUGUCUUGCAGCCCGAGCUACUGUACGAGCCAUGCUGUUACAGAAAAUUAAUCAACACCUUUUGAAAAACUUUGGGAAUUUAACAGCGCUGUGAUAUGUGUGUAUAAAAGUUGAUCUAUAUAUAUACUUAUGAGAUCACUUGAACUUGAUUGAAAUGGAGUGAAAUGGACUUUACAGUCAUUUAUAAAAUGGAAAGACUGGUCUCAUGUGAAAGAGGAAAUGGAUGAAAAAUAACCUUUAAAAUGUAGUUAUGGACAUAACAGUCAAGUUCAUCAUUGUGGACUGUGUCACACCACACAGAAAUGAUUGUGAGAAAGUGAUUCUGUCCAGAUCAUCAAGUUCAACAGGAACUUGUGGUAAACUUGUGUGCAGGUCUGAAAAUUUCCACCCUGACUUUUAUUGUAUCGUGAGAAGCAUACACUGAGUAUGGUAAAGAUUUUUCACGCUAGUCAGUGUUAUGAACUUGCUGUAGGAUUCAUUCAGUAUCUCUAGAUGUGCAAUCUCUUCUGGUUGAGGACGCUUCAAACUCUGAUGUAUUUUCUGUUACCCAUGCACGGUAAAUUGCUAACUGGAUACUGAAUGCUUUGAUGGAGAUUCCAUGAGUGUCUAGAGAAGGAGGCUGACAGCGAGAACUUAAACUGGAAUUGCAUUCUUCUUGGCCCUUGCUUCAUUCUAAUGCUCUUUUACAACCUGGGUUGAUUCUAUGUUAAGAAGGGAUGAGCAUGAGACAGAAGCCUCCUGUUCAAGAUUGUUGAAGAAUGAUGAAAGUGAGCUCUCUUGUUCUGACAUGCCCAAAAUGACUUCCUGAGUCUGCUUAGUAGUGAGACACUACUGUGAGACACUGUGCUCUGAAUGAAGAAGCUGAUCAGGACUGGGCAGAUAUUAUGACUUCUCCUUCGCAGCUUGUGUGUUUACAUCAAACAUUUAGAUUCUCUGAAGCUACUCAUCAGUCAUCCCAGACCAAGAGAGGAGGAUAGUGAGGAGAGAAGAUUUAAAGGACAAGUGAGAGACCAAGGGAUAGAGCAGACAAGUGCAUCAUGCAGUCAGACGAUCUCUUCAUCCGCAAGUUCCGCCGACAGAGCCCACGUCCGACACCGGUCUUUGAGCCCAAGCGGGCAGCGGUGGCUGAAUGGCCGCCCAGGAGGGAGGGUGAAGGAGCAGAGGGUGAGAGCGUGACAACACCUAGCAGAGCAGGGCUUAAUCAGCGUGCAGCUGCUCGUGGCCACAUCAUGCAGCGCAGCAACAGUGAUGUCACUCUGGGAGACCUGGACUCGGCGUCAAAGGCAGGAGCAAAGACGGCCAGAUCAGCAAGCGAAAAGGCUGGGCAGGUGGGACAGGGCGAGUCUAGUAUUGUCCUCCACCGGGAAUAUGGGAGUCUGUCCUCAUUAGAAAAGCAGAGCCAACCUCCAGAGCCUUGCAUUGAGGAACAGAUCAUUCUAAGUCCCAAUGCUCUUCGCUUUAAAGAUCCGUUCUUGUUGCUUGGGCUCCAGGAGACACCUUCCGAGCCAGAUGGCUUUUACCGCGCCCUGGAAUGCCCGAAACCAGUCAAGCCCACCAAACCUGAUGCUCUAAACAAGAAAUCAAAGCCAUCACCUCUUCAGGUCACUUCUACACCAUGCGAUCAGACAUUAGGAGGUGCAUGGGUGCGCAACUUUGCCCAUUAUGACGUGCAGAGCAUCCUGUUCGACUUGUGUGAGGCGGCCACUAGCCGAGACAGCGUUGGCCGCAAAAAGAACAUCACCUCAGGGGCAUCGGCUGCCUCGCAGCUCCGGCCUCUUGCUCAGGCCCCUCCUGCCUCACCAUCUCAGAGUUUGGGCAGUGGGAUGGUAGGUACAAGUAGCACAGAGGAACCAGAACCGUGCCUGCUGGACGAAGGAGACGGCAAUGACAAUGAUUUGCUGCUCAGCUGCCCGCACUUUAGAAACGAGAUGGGAGGGGAGGAAAGGGCUGGACUGGGGAGAACCCAAUGUUGUAGUGGGCGAUGGAGGAGUCUACAGAGCCCCAACGAUGCUGUGUCUGUAUUAGAGGAGCCCAGAGAAAGCCAUGUGCAGCAGCAGGGAAAGAGCAACUACUUCAUCGAGCAUGCAGACCUGGGGGCACGGUACUACCACAAGUACUUCUACAUGAAAGACCAUCAGAAUUUCUUUGGCAUGGACGAGAGACUAGGGCCGGUGGCCAUCAGUUUCCGGCGUGAGGAGAAAGAAGGCUCCAGUGGUGCUCAGUAUACGUACAGGAUCAUAUUCAGGACCACAGAGCUCAAGACCCUUCGUGGCUCUAUCCUGGAAGAGUCUGUACCAUCUGCAGCGCGACACACGACCCCGAGAGGACUUUCUCCCAAGAGACUUCUGGAGUUCAUCCUCCCUGAUCUCAACCUGCACUGUCUGAGGCUUGCCUCUACAUCUCCCAAAGUCCGCGACACACUGCUCAAGCUGGAUGAGCAAGGGCUAAAUUUCCAGCGUAAGGUAGGGGUGAUGUACUGCCGGGCGGGACAGAGUACAGAGGAAGACAUGUAUAAUAACGAGAGUGCUGGUCCAGCGUUUGACGAGUUCCUGGACCUGUUGGGAGAGAGAGUGAGACUGAAGGGCUGGGAGAAAUACAGAGCACAGCUCGACACCAAGACGGAUUCCACUGGGACACACUCUCUAUACACACGUUAUCAAGAUUAUGAGAUCAUGUUCCAUGUUUCCACCAUGCUCCCAUACACAGCCAACAACACACAACAGCUAUUGAGGAAGAGACAUAUAGGAAACGAUAUUGUGACGAUAGUCUUCCAGGAGCCAGGGGCGAUGCCGUUCACCCCCAAAGCCAUCCGCUCUCACUUCCAGCACGUGUUUAUAAUCGUCCAAGUGCACGAGCCCUGCACGGAAAACACCUACUAUCGAGUUGCUGUUACUCGCUCCAAGGACAUCCCUCUUUUUGGCCCACUUUUCCCCAAAGGUGCUCGCUUUCCACGCUCCCAGGCUUUCCGCGACUUCCUGCUUGCCAAGGCCAUAAACGCUGAAAAUGCGGCUGAGAAAUCAGAGAAGUUCCGCUCAAUGGCCACACGUACACGUCAGGAAUACCUAAAGGACCUAGCAGAGAACUACGUCACCACCACACCUAUAGAUUCAUCCACCAAGUUUCCCCUGCUUUCUCUGGGAGGCAAACGCAAAGAUAAGCUCAAGGGUGCUAAAGGAGCAGAGCUUCACAGUGCUGGCGCUCUGGUAUGGGCUGUCUGCGCCAGCCAGGAUGACGACGGGCACAAACUGGCCUGUCUGCUGGGCAUCUCAGCCGAAUCUGUGGUGCUGAUUGAGCGCUGCAGCAAGCGGGUCGUCUUUAACUGCUCGUGCCGUGACGUGAUUGGGUGGAAGGCAGUGACCGAGACUGGCAUCAAGGGUGGGCCUUGUCUGGAUAUUUUCUACGAGAGGGGCGAGGCCGUCUCGAUUACUGUGUCAGAGAGCCAGAUGGAGGAUAUUAAAGAGGUGGUGCAGAGGCUUGAGCUGGUGACACGAGGUUGUGAGGCACGUGAAGUCACCCCUCUGAGGGACAACACGGGUCAGCCGGGCUUCCUGAUGAGUGCAGAGGGCUUUGUGACAGAGCUGCAGCGCUUCGGUUAUGCUGAGAGUGGAGGCCUACAGCUGGGUGCACGUGUGGUGAGACUCUGCGGCCACACACUCGUCCACCUCAGCCAGGACGAGAGAACGAACCUGCUACGUACGGCACCCAAAAUUCACAUCACCGUCAUCCCACCUGACGAGAACGGCAAACCUCGCAGGAGCUUUUCUGAGCUCUAUCAGAAGUCCAUUCAAGAUGCAGAAAGCAAGUCUGGCGAGGGCCACUCGGGUGAGGCCUGGGUCCUGGACGAGCGAGACAAAGAGGAGGAUGGGGUUGAAGAGGAGGGGAGAGAGGGGGAGCGGGAGCAGGGUGAAGGAGAGGAGUCAGACAGUGUGACACAAUCAGAUAGGAGGGAUGAAGAGGAGGGUAGAACUCCAGGCAUGAGUGGCUUGCUCUCUCCACCCAGCUUGCCUCUUCUCAGAGUUACAUCGCUGCAGGACAAUCCUCCAUCCCAGGCGCCUGAAAUCACUCCCUCCUCCCUCACACGCAGCUACUCACUUGAGAGAACCCUGCCCUGUCAGGACAUCUGUGAUGGUCAUGUGUAUGAUAACGUUGGGGUGAAGUUGAACAGGCAUAUCUACGAGAAUCCUGGAGAGCUGAGCGACGCGACCCCUGAUCUCAUACUGGCUGUCAAACCAAAAGUUCCUCUCCAGGAAGAGGGACAGGUUGGAAUAGAUGUGCUGGGUGAGGAGAGACCAUCAGGGAGCGAGGCACCCCUUCACUCUAUGGAGAGGAUCUCCAGAGCGGAGAGGAACUCCAGAGCAUUGAGCAUCCAUAACUCCAUCACCAAGAUUCUUUCAGAAACAACAGAUUCAUCAGAGGAGGAAUGGCAGUCUAUUUCUGACCUCGCCAUGGCAUGCAGGAAUAUUCUAGAAGCCCUAUCCCGAGAAGAUCGAAAGGCUGGUGAUGGUACUCAGGCAGGAGCUGACACAGUGACGCAGACAGAUGCAAAGCUCAGAGAUGUUAAAGACAGUGAUUCACCCAGUCACCUGGAGGAGAAGGUGUCCCAGUUGGAGGCCAUGCUGAAACGACUACAGGAUGACCUCCAAAAGGAGAAAGAGGACAAAGCCAUGCUGCAGGCAGAGGUGCAGACUCUGAGACAAAACAACCAGCGGCUGCAGGAGGAGUCGCAGACCACCGUGGCACGUCUCAUCAAAGUCACCGAGCUGCUGUGCAAUGUCAACAAACCCUGCUAGUAGAACGGGCCAGCGAGAUACACCCAGACCAAUGAAGAUCAGCAACAAAUGCUAGCAAGAUGCAAGCAAAACAAUCCAGACAGUCCUGCGAGACCCAGAGCCCAUGCAUAGACUCAUAUAGACCACAGAGGAAUGACACAAAUGUUAGCAAGACAUGUUAGCAAAGUAAUCUAGACAGAGCUGCAAGACUCAAAACUCAGACACGGAAUCAUAUAGACCACCGAGGAAUGACACAAAUGUUAGCAAUUGUUACCAUGCUAGCACAGCAAGUCAUCCAGUGCUGCCUGAAGGAUAGACAUAGAUUAAAAUCUUGGAAGAUGUUGGCAUAUUAGCAAUGAAGACCAUCUAUAAGAAUACACCAAAAGUUAGCUAGCAAAGAAAGACCUCAUCUAGCUGUAAGGGCAGAACAUACAUACUUAUGUCUAAGCCUAUAUUAGGUGUAAAAAAAAAAAAAAAAAAAAAAAACAAUCA